GGCUGUGGAAAAGAAAAGCGGCUUGAAAUUCACAAUUGUGUUGGGCGAUUCGGUUAAAUCUUCUUCAUAGGCGAUUGCUUAAACCUUCAAUUUGAUUUGUAUUUGAACCUUGUUUCUUAACGAUGGCUUUGAAUCCUCAAUUGUUUCCAAAUGGCGUACCAGUUCCUUUCGUCAACGAGAUGUUCGUCUUGGCUAGAGAAGGCGUCGAAUUUGAGAUUGACAAAAUCCCUAGUGCUCCUGGAGGUCAUGCUAAGACGCAAGGAAUUAUUUACUUGUCAAAUACUAGGAUUGUCUUUGUCGCAAAUAAGCCAAUUGGGGACUUUUUCGCCUUCGACAUGCCUUUGCUCUACAUCAAUGGUGAAAAAUUCAACCAACCAAUAUUCAUGUGCAACAACAUAUCUGGAUACGUGGAACCAGUAGUCCCUGAUGAUCAGAACAGGGCAUUAUACUCUACUCAUUCAUUUAAGAUAAAGUUCAAGGAAGGAGGCUGUGGGACAUUUGUCCCUAUGUUUUUAAACCUGAUUAGAACGGUGAGACAAUUCAAUCGACAAUCUGCCCCAUCUGUAGAGCGCCGAUCAGACCCUCUUCAAGCUACACAGACACCUGUUGAGGAAAUGAUGAGACAUGCGUAUGUCGAUCCUAACGACCCAACAAGGAUAUUCUUGCAGCAGCCUAAUCAAGAAUCUCAGAUGAGGCGUCGCUCGUACCAAUCUCAGCCUGCUGACCACUCCAUAUAGACUCUACUAUGAGAGAAAUGUGAAAUAUCCUGUAUUUUCAGAAAGUAUGUAUGAAGAAAAUGAUUAAUAAUACUUACAUAUUACUACUACUACUACCUCACCUCAUGUAAACUUGAUAUUAUAUUUGAGAAAUAAUAAAGUUGGGUUUGAUAUCUA
This is a messenger RNA of Impatiens glandulifera, 893 nucleotides long. RefSeq lists its product as uncharacterized. The coding region runs from base 123 to 737 and encodes 204 amino acids. The transcript has 5 exons. Gene Ontology annotation, molecular function: chromatin DNA binding; transcription coactivator activity. The record is from RefSeq and is a predicted model, not a curated record. Gene Ontology annotation, biological process: positive regulation of DNA-templated transcription. NCBI's taxonomy places the organism in Eukaryota, Viridiplantae, Streptophyta, Magnoliopsida, Ericales, Balsaminaceae. Gene Ontology annotation, cellular component: nucleus.